Molecule: messenger RNA, 3342 nt
Organism: Prionailurus viverrinus (fishing cat)
Lineage: Eukaryota; Metazoa; Chordata; Mammalia; Carnivora; Felidae
Gene: KCTD17
Product: potassium channel tetramerization domain containing 17
Exons: 7
Coding region: 26-736 (236 amino acids)
Biological process (GO): protein homooligomerization; proteasome-mediated ubiquitin-dependent protein catabolic process
Cellular component (GO): Cul3-RING ubiquitin ligase complex; cytoplasm
Molecular function (GO): cullin family protein binding
Source: RefSeq, a predicted model, not a curated record
CGCCCCCAGCCUCCGCGCCCGGAGGAUGCAGACGCCGGGGCGAGCGGGGAGGAUGGAGGCCGGGGAGGCAGCGCCGCCGGCGGGGGCGGGCGGCCGCGCGCCGGGCGGCUGGGGCAAGUGGGUGCGGCUCAACGUGGGGGGCACGGUGUUCCUGACCACCCGGCAGACGCUGUGCCGGGAGCAGAAGUCCUUCCUCAGCCGCCUGUGCCAGGGGGAAGAGCUGCAGUCGGACCGGGAUGAGACUGGGGCCUACCUCAUUGACCGUGACCCCACCUACUUUGGGCCCAUCCUGAACUUCCUCCGGCAUGGCAAGCUGGUGCUGGACAAGGACAUGGCCGAGGAGGGGGUCCUCGAGGAAGCCGAGUUCUACAACAUCGGCCCGCUGAUCCGCAUCAUCAAAGACCGGAUGGAGGAGAAGGACUAUCCGGUCACACAGGUCCCCCCCAAGCACGUGUACCGCGUGCUGCAGUGCCAGGAGGAGGAGUUGACGCAGAUGGUCUCCACCAUGUCAGACGGCUGGCGCUUCGAGCAGCUGGUGAACAUCGGCUCCUCCUACAACUAUGGCAACGAGGACCAGGCUGAGUUCCUGUGCGUGGUGUCCAAGGAGCUCUACACCUCCCCGCACGGGCUGAGCUCUGAGUCCAGCCGCAAAACCAAGAGCACGGAGGAGCAGCUGGAGGACGAGCGGCGGCAGGAGGUGGAACAGGUGCAGGUGGAGGCAGGCAGCCUUCCCUGACAUCCCGAGUUCUCGGCUACCCCAGAGCCCCUUCAUGCUGGAUUGCCAUCCGCAGGCCUCCUGAGAUCAGGAGCUGAGCUCUGUGCAUCUCCGUGGCCCCACUGCAGGAGUUGACACACAGCAGGAGAGCCUGCCGGGUAAAUGGCGCCAAGAAUGCAAAGGGAGUGUUGUGCCGGAGAAGUGGAGGACUGGGAACCAGGAGGUGGGGCUUCCACGCCAGGCUUCACCCCCAACCGCGGGUGUGCCAAUGAGGACGGCUCUGCUCCUCUCUGCCUCAGUUUCCUCCCAGGCUUCCAGAAGGAGCCCAUCACUUGUCCCAUCCUUCGCUCUGCUCUCCGGUUCACCAAACCCCUGCCUUCCUGGGGUUGGUCCUGGGACCUGGACAACUGCCCGGGAGGUCACUCUCCUGCCCCCACUGACCUAACCUUGGCCUUCCAGACAUUUGACGAACAGACCGGGCAGGAAGCGGAGGCUCGCACAGUCGAGAGCGUGAGGUCAGUGCUCCGGGGCCCUGUUUAACCCCCAGAGCAGAGCCUCAGAUCAAACGGCUUUAUUCCACAGGGCGGCGGCUCACUUCCAGGUGAGAGUGAGCAGUGGAUGCCCGGGGGACAGGUAGGGGUGGGGGGAGAACCCUACACCCAGGGCUCCCCCACCCUUUGGCGUACGGUGGCAGCUGGCCCAGCUGGCUGUCUCCGGGGCUCUGCGGGUCCGUCCUUGAGGGUGCCUUCCAUCCACACCCCCCCCCCUCAAGUUCACGGGCUGGGAUCUGCUCGGCAUUGGCAGAGGGGAGCCCAGACACCUCUUCUGGGACCCGGAAGCCCCGUUGGUGCUGCUGAACCAUUUCCCCCACCCCCAGAGUCAGCAGUGGAGGAAGGGGGAGGGGGAGAGGGAAUCAGAAGGUGACAGGGCUGGAAUGUGAACCCCCUCAGCCGGGCCUGCUGACUAUCCCGGCCCUGGGGUGCAGGGGGAGUCGCCACCAGCUGCUGGCCCUCCUCUUCCUCCUGUUGCCCUCCCCGGGGCAGAUGUCAGGGAGCAGGUCGGGGACCACGGGACGCCACCCCCUGCCUCUGCGGGGCCCUGCUUGCCCCCAGAAAACUCGCUCCCCUGCCUCGUGGGUGCCCUGGCCACUUGAGUCCGGGAGGUGGGCCCCAGCUCCGCAGGGAGGGCAGCUCCUCAGCUCAGCACCUGCUGGAUCCAGCCAAUCACUCCUGUGAUGCGGGUGUAGACACCAAAGUAAUUGGGCCGGCCACAGCCCAGGCCCCAGCUGACCAGCCCCGCCAGGAACCAGCGGCCACUGGGCUCCUUACACACAAGCGGGCCUCCCGAGUCGCCCUGCAAGGGGGAGAGAAGAGACAGGGCCGCGUCAGGGUAAGGCGAGGGUCCUGGCCGCUGGGAAUUUUCCAGCCGACAAGAAAGUCACACCCCCUUCUGAAGCCUCUACUUGCCCCGCGCCUGGUAAGUGGAGAGAGCCCAAAGCAGCCCUGCCCGUGCUUCCGUGGGUCCUGGACGUCGCGGAAGCGUCCGCGGGUGUCCCCACGCCCCACUCACCUCUGCCUCCCUUCUGUGGGCUCCCAUCCCUUGCCACUGUGUCCCCUCGGGCAAAGUGCCUUGCAGGGGCAGGGGGCGGAACCGGGUUUGAGCCUUAGACCUGCCCCCCACGGUUCUCUUGUGAUCUGGGACAACUUGGGGCAAGUCCCUCCACCCCACCCCCACCCGGAGCCUCAGUUUCCUCAUCAAUGAAGUUGGGGCUAGCCAGCCCCGCGUCGCUGGGAGGCUGCGGGGCCUCGGCAGGCCGGUGCCAGCAGAGGGCCAGGCCGCGGGUGGCGGGAGGGCCACCUUCCCCCCGCCUCCUCUCGCCCGCCCCCGCCUCCCCCAGAGUCACCUGGCAGGCAUCCUUCUUGCCCUUCCGGUAGCCGGCACACAGCAUGCGGGGCGUCACCUGGUAGCGAUAGGCCUCGCUGCACAGAUCCUGCGGGAUCAGCUGCACAUCGACUUUCUGCAAACCGUUGCUGGUGGGGCCUGCCCCGUGCGGCCGAGGACGGAAGGCAGACAUGAGAUCUGACUCUUCCUCCCGCCCUUCCCCUUGUUCUCAGGAGCCCCCCUUCAUCUGCUCUGCUCACCCCCUACCCCUCCGCCUCACCAUCACUCGGCUCUGGCUCCUUGCAGCCCCCGGGGACACAGCCCCCCCCCCCCCAAAGCCUAUCAGGACUAGUGUCCUUCUCCCCACCCCCCAGUCCCUCCUGCUGGCGGCCUCUUGCCUGCACUGCUCGGUGACGGCUCCUGGGGGGAUCUUUCCAGAGCGCACACCUGACCCCUACACUCUUCCCCGAAAAGUUAUCAGUGCUACCCCAGCAUCCAGCCCAGUGCUUUCCCACGAGUGCUUCACGUGAGACCCCGCAGGGAGCCUCAGUCGGCACUGUGCCUGGUCCCACCCUGAGAUCUGGUUGUUUGGCCAGCGGGGGGCUCGACAGCGGUGUCUUUCUGGAAGCCCUCAGGUGGUUGGUUUUUUUUUUUUUUUAAUGUUUAUUUAUUUUUGAGGGAGAGAGUGCGAGCCAGGGAGGGGCAGAGAGAGAGAGAGAGAGAGAGAGAGAGAUUGGGAGACAGAA